GGUGGUGGGGGUUGUUCUUUGUGUUUGCUUGACUGUCCGCAGCGUGGCGUGCGCUUCAAAUAAAGCAUCUGGGACAGCCUAAACUAAACAACAACACAUUUUUUUCCCCGCGAUUACUCCAAUUUAACCUUAUUGACUUGUAGUUAUCUUGGAACAAAAUGUCUGCGGGGUAUGAAUCCGGGUUUUCGAGCGAGGAGGUGUUGAAUGUGCGUUACCCGCUGCACAGAGCCUGUAGGGACGGGGACGUCGGCGCUCUCUGCUCGCUCCUCCAGGACUCCGCCAACAAAACAGACCUCGCUACCGAAGAUUCCUUCUACGGCUGGACGCCAAUACAUUGGGCAGCGCAUUUCGGAAAGCUGGAGUGCGUGAUCCGCUUGGUGCAGGUGGGGACUGGAAUAAAUGCCACAACAACCCGGUUUGCCCAAACACCUGCCCAUAUCGCUGCUUUCGGUGGCCAUCCAAACUGCCUAAUGUGGCUGCUACAAGGCGGAGCUGACAUUAACCGUCAGGAUUACGUGGGUGAAACUCCAAUCCAUAAGGCAGCUCGGUCUGGGAGCGUGGACUGUGUCAAUGCUCUUUUAUUGCAAGGAGCAAAAGCACACUUGAGGAAUGCUAGUGGCCUGACUGCAGCAGAUCUUGCACAUGCCCAGGGUUUCCAGGAAUGUGCACAACUACUGUCAAACGUGCAGAAUCAGCUCAAUCAGCUGAAUGGUUUCUAUACCAAUGGGCCGUUGAGUGGAGUUCACCAGAGCACUGUCUCGAGGGUUCACUUCAAUGGUGGACCCAGAAAGCGAUCGCUUGAAUACCUGGAGUCUGAGCUAGUGAAGAAAGCUAGAACUGAAGGUCUGGACUUACCCAUGAAGAUGUAUAGAGGUGCAGAGGAAGAGCUGGAAAUCAUGCAAACCGAAUCCGAGCCUCCAGUCAUUUCAGGUGCACCUUUAGCAGCAGAUGUGAGCCACAAUGGCUUGCCAGGACAGGUGAUGGGAAAUGGAUUUGCGACAAAUGGACACGUCCCUCAACCACAGCUCAAUGGAAUGGAAGCUGAGCCAGCUGAGAAUGGCUUAUCCAUCAAGUUCCUAAACCCUGACUUGGGAGCAGAAAAUGGCUCUCAAGCCCCUGAUAUGUGUGGAGCGCUGCACCUUGGUGGAAGCCCCAGUAGCCAUGUGUUGCACAGGCCUUCCUGGGCACCAGCCAACCCUUAUGAAUGUGGAGAUCCAGGAGACACACUGCAGUAUGGACAUUAUCAUGGGUUUGGAGAUACUGCAGAGAGCAUUCCAGAAGCCAGCAGCAUGGCUGAACACUCCAGUUCAGUUAAAGUAGAACAGCGGUAUAACAAUGCUGUCUACAGCGCCAUGCACCUCUUUCACGGUUCCUAAAAGCAAGGUUUCCUAAGUCAAGAUCUUGCACAGAUUACUGUGUGAUCCUCUAAUUUAACAGUUACACUUUAGAUGGGCAAUGCUUUCAGUGGCUGGUUCCUUAUGUUUAUGGAAAAAGUAACAAAAAAAAGUGAACCAUGCUUCAUAAGGGAAGGGGUUUUUUGCAUUAGUUCUUUGUUUACUUUGAGAAGUAGUUUUUUUUUUUUAGAUAAAAGGCAAGAUACUGGCAGUAAAAGUUCCUUAAUUUUCCUUCAGUUAAUUAUUAAAAAGGGAAACCUGCCAAUUUCAACGUUUUGCAUUGUUUGUUUGUGUGUGUGUGUGUGUUUUUUUUUUACAUUGCAUUAAAAACAAGCAGUUGUAAAUGUAAUUACUUAGUUUAAAAUGGUAGAUAUGAAAAGUUAAAAUCCAUUAUAUGGGUCAAUGUAAGUUAUCUUUUUUAUUCUAAACUAAAAGCUAUAUUUGAACAUUUUCUAGCAUAUGAAAGCUUGAGAGUUUGCUAACAAAUUUAGUCAAAGUUUGUCAAUACUGACCAGAAUGACUACAGUAUGUGAUUACAGGGUUUCUUGAAUUUGUGCAUGCUAUGAUGGUUGUUAAACUGAAAAGGUAUUCAAGCUGCCAGAGUAGGCUGUAGCACUUACACAGCCUGGGUUUGAUCUGUUAUUAUUUUAAUUUUUGUAGUUUGUGUAACUGCUUUCAUUGCUUACAAAUAAAAACAGUAUU
Molecule: messenger RNA, 2096 nt
Organism: Polyodon spathula (Mississippi paddlefish)
Lineage: Eukaryota; Metazoa; Chordata; Actinopteri; Acipenseriformes; Polyodontidae
Product: ankyrin repeat domain-containing protein 10-like
Exons: 6
Coding region: 159-1376 (405 amino acids)
Molecular function (GO): protein binding
Source: RefSeq, a predicted model, not a curated record